Messenger RNA from Tetrapisispora phaffii CBS 4417, 1134 nucleotides. RefSeq lists its product as uncharacterized. The coding region runs from base 1 to 1134 and encodes 377 amino acids. The record is from RefSeq and is a predicted model, not a curated record. The transcript has a single exon. Gene Ontology annotation, cellular component: TRC complex; membrane. Gene Ontology annotation, biological process: post-translational protein targeting to endoplasmic reticulum membrane. Gene Ontology annotation, molecular function: molecular adaptor activity; protein binding. NCBI's taxonomy places the organism in Eukaryota, Fungi, Ascomycota, Saccharomycetes, Saccharomycetales, Saccharomycetaceae.
AUGAAUACGACAGAUCAGGAAAUUGCUUCCAUUAUCGUGGACUAUUUUAACAAAUGCAUAACUUCUGGUAAAUUAAAUCAAGAUAAUGUCGAUUCUUUAAAUGUUGCUAUUGAUUGUAUUGCUGAUGUGUUUGAUGUUGAUAAAGAUUUAAUUAGUAAUAUUUUGAAAACUGCUUAUAGAAGUAAUGAUUUACUAACAUAUUUACCAAAUGGUAAGAGAUCUGCAUUAAAUUUAGAUAAAAAAAAUACUACGAUAAAUGUUUCUGUUCAAACAAAGGAUAAGAUAAAUGCUUAUAAUGAUUUAAGCAGAAAUAAAGACGAUAUCAAUGUCCCUGUAAAAGUAAUUGAAGAUAUUGAAGAAACUAAAGAAACUAAAGUUUCUAAUGAUGAUAUGAAAAAAGCUGAAAAGUUAAAAGAAAAAGGUAAUGAAGAAAUGAAAGCAAAGCAAUAUUCAAAAGCCAUCGGUUCAUAUUCUGACGCUAUAAAAUUAUAUCCAACAAAUUUUAAUUACUAUAAUAAUAGAGCACUUGCUUAUAUCAAAGCAAAUAAUUUUGAUCACGCUAUAAUUGAUGCAAAUAAGUCUAUUGAGAUAGAUUCAAAAAUCCAUCCAACAAAUUUCAAAGCUUAUUAUAGACUUGGCUUAGCAAAAUAUGAGAUUGGUGACUAUGAAGGUUCUUUAGCUGCUUUUAAAAGGAUGAUUGAAAUAGCUCAAGAAAACAACAAAGGGGAUGAAAUUACCAAACAAAUGGAUGCUGACUAUGAAAAGGCAAAGGAGAAAGUACAAGAAUUAUUUUUUAUGCAAAUUACAAAAUCCACAGGUAAGGAGGGAAGUGGAAAUUCUGUAAAUGAUGGCCCUAAACGUAAGGUAACUUUAAAUGAUAUAUUAAAUAUGGCUGGGAACAAUCUAAAUAUCAUUAUGUCUAAUCCAUUAUUUAAAGAAGUUGUAGAACAAUUACUUGCUUCAAAUCCUCAAGCGAAACAACAAUUUGAUAAUGUUAUGAAUGAUCCAAGAGUGAGACAAAUGAAAGAAAAUGUGAAUAGCGAUUCAAUGUCAAAUAUUCCAAUAUUAAAAGACUUGUUUUAUUCACUUCUUAAUACCACUGUAUAUGAAGAGAAUUUAAAUGGAAAGAAAUAA